Molecule: messenger RNA, 3041 nt
Organism: Hydra vulgaris (swiftwater hydra)
Lineage: Eukaryota; Metazoa; Cnidaria; Hydrozoa; Anthoathecata; Hydridae
Biological process (GO): potassium ion transmembrane transport; cell-cell adhesion
Cellular component (GO): voltage-gated potassium channel complex; membrane
Molecular function (GO): delayed rectifier potassium channel activity; protein binding
Source: RefSeq, a predicted model, not a curated record
AAUUUUCAAGGCCAAGACCAACUCCAAAGUCCUAAUUUUUGGCCUUGAAAUAAUUUUGUAUCUAUUUUUUGUUUUGUUUUCAUAUUUAUGUUAUGAAAAUAAUGGUUAUUUAAAGUCGUUUAAGAAUUUUUCAUUCGCAUGAAUCAAAUAAAUGCGAGUAAUACGCAGUGGAAUGGAAUAAAUCAGCCAAAUGGAAUAAUCUACCACAUAUCACAACUCCUAUAAUGAAUCGUGCAAUAUGAGAUAUAUGAUACUGGUAUUGAAUAAUAGUAAAAAUAUAAUUAGUAUAGUUAUUAAUCCAAUAUUUCAUGAGAUUUAGCAAAAGGAAAGAACCAAAUUUUUAUCUUUUUUUUUUCUGAAGUUAAUGCUUGCCUGAAUUUGUUACUUAAUAUGGAUUUGAUAAAUAAUUAAUACAACCGAAUGUGACAAAGUUAACCAUGAAUUAGGAGUAACGUGCCACCUUCUCCAAUAGUUUUUAAUGCUACAGCCAUUUCAUAUGACUCAAUAAAUACAAGCUGGACACCUGUAAAUGUCACAAUUGAUGGUAAUCUAACAGUUCAAGGCUAUACAGUUUUUUACAGACUAGCAUUAGAUCCAAAGUCAUCAUGGAAUUGGACCUCAUGUCAGAACACAACAUAUUUGGUGAUUGAUAGGUUAGCUCCAACUACAACAUACACAUUGAGAGUUCUAGCUUUCCAUUCUAUGGGAAAUGGAAUCAGUUCAAAUCCAGUUGAAGAAAGAACCUUGGAAGGCACGCCUCCGGAAGCACCUAAAAAUUUGACAUGUACAGCUAAUUCAAUAAGCAGUGUUAAGUUAUAUUGGAUUAGAGUUAAGGAGUGGAGAGGCAAUCCAAAAGGCUAUACAGUUACUUACAGAUUGUUUGGUCAAAAUGAUGCUUUCAGCACAAAGAUCUUUGCCUCCACAUCAGUAUUAGGAAUGAUUUCAGGUUUAAAAGCCUAUACUCAAUAUGAACUUUAUCUUACUGCAGAUACUAAUGCUGGAUCAGGGCCUCAGGCCUGGUGUGUGUUUAGAACCUUGCAAGGAGUUCCAUCUAUUGGUCCCAAUAUAACUGGUUGGUAUAUUGAUAAGAAUCGUCCAAGUGAGGCUGUGUUUAACUGGGUUCCAAUACCUAAUGAAUAUAUCAAUGGGAAAUUGUUACGCUACAAAAUUUCUUAUGGGAUAUCUCGAGAUGGAAAAAAAACAAUUCCUCCAGCAAUGACUGAUAUUUGGGUUGACAGUUUCACCACUGGGUAUGUUAUAAAAGAUUUGUCAGUUAACACAGAAUAUACUGUAUACGUUGCUGGUGAAACUGCUAUUGGACCAGGAAUUAAGAGUAACACUAUAUAUAUUGAAUCUUGCAAAUGUCCCUUGAAGAUAUAUACUGCAUGGUACCUAAAGAAAGGUUUAAUUAAUGGGCAAGGUUUUAAUGUUACUGGAGGAAUAAUGUAUGAUUUUUUAAAAAACAUGUCUGACUCAAUAUGUUCCUGUAGUCCUGGUUUAGAAGAUGGAAAUUUAUCUUAUAGUCUAUAUUGGGAUCGAACAAAAGAUGGCAGAACUCCAAUGCGAAAUAAUGAAGAUGAAUUGAAAACAAUGGUCAAUAAUAAUGUACAUUUCCAUUUGCCUGUCAGUGGCAAAGCAUCAAUUGAAACAUUCCAGUCACAAUAUAAGUAUGUGCAAAUUGUUUCUUCUCCAGGCAUUGGGUUCAUAGUAAUUGACAAAUCAAAAUCUUUUAACAAGUCACAAGCAGUUGCUGUAGCUAUUUUAAACUGUUGGCCUGCUGUUUUUAUUAUAUUUUUUUUCUCAACUGUCAGUGGAAUCUUUAUGUGGAUUCUGGAUUGUAAAGUGAACAAAGUUGAGUUUCCAAAUGAAAGCUUUGUUCGUGGUAUUUUACAUGGUGUAUAUUGGGCAUUUGUCAGUAUGACUACUAUUGGCUAUGGUGACAAAACUCCACGAAGUACUCCAGCAAAAAUUGCCGCUAUAUUCUGGAUGUUAACAGGUCCCAUUACCAAUGCUAUUGUGAUUGGUGCUAUAUCAACAACUCUAACAUCGGUAAAAUUGGGUUCUGACCCAAUUCUUUAUGGAACUAAGGUAGGAGCAAUAAGUAGUUCAUGUGAAUAUAAUCUAGGUGUUAGAAGAAACGCAAUAAUGAUUGGAGAUUUUAGAAAUGUAUCAGACUUAUUGAAAGCGCUUGAAAUAAGUUUGGUUGACGGGAUUUUGUUAGACUCACUUAGCAUUCCUUCUGUAGUUGAUAUUUUUGCUGAAAAGAAUUUUAAGAUUGCAAAAAUGAUACCUGUACAAUGUGGUUGGGGAAUUGUUCUUUCUUCUGAUAUAAUAAAAGUGGAAGAGGAAAUACGCUCAUAUGUAAAAUCACAAGAACAGAUGGUGAAGAGUCUGAUUGAUAAAUUGACAAAAUCUGUCACGAUUAUGUCACCUCCAGUUUCAGCAUUAGACACUGGGUUGAUUGAUCCUAAUUCAGAGAUUUCUCGAGGAAUUUACAUUUAUGGUUCAAUUUUUAUUUUAUGUGCAAUUAUUGUAGGAUUUACUGUUGAAGUUACAUAUGCAAGACUAAAGAAACCAAAACUUCAACCAUUCAAUGCAAAAGAAGCUUUUGAAGUGAAGUUGUCAAAGUUUGUGCGAAAAUUUUGCAACUACUUACGUAUUGAUAUAGAAAGUCAAAUUGAGAAAGAUGAAACUGAAAUGAAAGCUUACUUCAGACAGAAAGGUUAUUCUUUGGGUCUAGGAUGGGUAUCAUAUUUGACAGUAGACGAAAAAGUUCUUAAAAAAAAAUUAAAGUACGAUGAGAUCAUGCGUCUUGACUUGAAUGAACGAAAAGGUGAACCCAAUCGACAAAAUAAAGGUUAUGAGAUUUUAUAAUUUAAAUCGUGAAACAUUCGUGUCAUACAUCAAACAUUUGUGUCACGGAAAGUUAUCUUUCUUAGUUUUACUUACUUCUUGCACUUUGAAGUUAAAUAAAUAUUUUACACCAAAAAAUAAAAUAUGUAGUAUAAGUUUUUUUAAAAAAGUUUUACAUAAUUUUUAAA